CUCUCUAUAUACCUCUUUAUAGCUUUCUCUCUCUAACGGCGAAGCAAUGGGUUAUCCGGUGGGUUACACUGAGCUCCUCCUCCCAAGAAUCUUCCUUCACUUACUCUCUCUCUUAGGCUUAAUCCGAACACUCAUAGACACCGGUUUCCGGAUACUUGGUCUACCCGACUUCCUCGAAUCCGAACCGGUUUCUACGUCACAAUCUUGGCCGGAACCACCGUAUGUUUCCUCCACGGCGGUGCAUCAUCACAACCAAGAAAACUCAUAUUUCUUCCCCGUGGCGGCGAGGCUAGCCGGGGAAAUAUUACCGGUUAUCAGAUUCUCGGAGAUAAACCGACCAGGAUUCGGAUCCGGAUCAGACUGCUGCGCCGUGUGCCUCCACGAGUUCGAGAACGAAGACGAGAUCCGACGGCUGACGAACUGCCAGCACAUAUUUCAUCGGAGCUGUUUGGACCGUUGGAUGAUGGGUUAUAAUCAGAUGACGUGUCCGCUUUGUAGAACGGCGUUUAUUCCUGAUGAGUUACAAGUUGCUUUUAACCAACGUGUCUUGUCUGAAUCUGAACUCCUCAGCUGAAUCUACGACUUUAGAAUCUUUAAUUUAUCAAGAACUACUUAGAAUCUUUUUUGGAUGGAAUUAAUUAGUUUCUACAAAUGAGAAUAUAAUUUCUUUCUUUUUUGUGUAUUUUUUUUGUUUUGUUUUUUUGCUUUAAUAUUUAGCUGGGUUGAGUGGUUGAUAUGUAUGUAAAUAUAAAAUUAUAGAUGGUGCAAAGUAAAAUUAGAAGGAUGGAAAUAUGUAUUAUCCCACUGAGGGAAAAGAAAAAGAAAAAGAAAAGAAAAAGUUUAGUUUUUACUA
Capsella rubella is the source of this 853-nucleotide messenger RNA. Its product is annotated as E3 ubiquitin-protein ligase RHA1B. Gene Ontology annotation, molecular function: ubiquitin protein ligase activity. Lineage: Eukaryota; Viridiplantae; Streptophyta; Magnoliopsida; Brassicales; Brassicaceae. Gene Ontology annotation, biological process: protein ubiquitination. The record is from RefSeq and is a predicted model, not a curated record. The transcript has a single exon. The coding region runs from base 47 to 574 and encodes 175 amino acids.